Molecule: messenger RNA, 5385 nt
Organism: Bubalus bubalis (water buffalo)
Lineage: Eukaryota; Metazoa; Chordata; Mammalia; Artiodactyla; Bovidae
Exons: 9
Coding region: 1703-3103 (466 amino acids)
Biological process (GO): activation of protein kinase B activity
Cellular component (GO): Golgi apparatus; plasma membrane
Source: RefSeq, a predicted model, not a curated record
UAGAUUACAUGGUAAUAAAAGCCUUCUUAAUGUGUAGAAUGGUAUACAGCCUGAAAUAGAGUAGGCAUUCAGUCCUGUUUAUUGAAGGUAUAAAGGGACAAAGUAGAUAAUUAAAUAGUUAAUUCCUCUAGAGAAUGGUAGAUAAAGAAAAAAGUAUAGGAGACACCUGUAAGUUAAUGGUUACUCAAGAAAGUAGGUUUGUUUAACCACAAAACUAAGCAGGCUUGCUUAGCAACAAACCAUGCCACAGAAGCACAAGAUAUGCCUCAAAACAAUAAAAUAAUGGUGGCCUGAGACCCACAUUCUGCUCAGUGAGCUCAGUAAGGAAAUGACCCCUAUGACAUGCUCUCUGCACACUUAAAAUUCAAUAAUUUAUGGAAAGGUGACAGUUGAAAGACGCUCAUUGUACUGAGACCUGAAAUAAUUUUUCUAUGGAGCCCCGAUAGUCCUGGCUUGACCAUGUAGGGACAAGAAAACUCCUGUGCUCAGUUUGGAGAAGGAGCUGAUGAUGGAAGCAUGAUGUCCACUCAAGAAUGAGGGAGGAGGCAGCCUAUUCCCCCUGCCCACUUUCCCUUUGAUGAAAAGAAUGUAGCCCACCAAGUUCCCGGGGUGGCACCUUCUCACCCAGCUGUGUGUAAGCCUCACAAAUGUCCUAUUCUAAUAAAUAAUUUAUCCUUUAAAUAUAUUUAUUUUUGGCUGUUCUGGGUCUUGGUUGCUGCUCACAGACUUUCUCUAGUCACUUUGCCCUUCGCUGAAUUCUUUUUGUGCUGAGACAUGAAAGACCAGAGUUCCUUAGAACCCCCAAAACACCACCGACUGGAUUCAGAUGGUUGAUUGUUUUGUGGGUUAUAGUAGUAGAUUUUUAGCUUAGUCAGGCUACAACUCAUCACCAGGAAAGAUGAUGUAAAAUGACUUUUAAAGAUUUAACUUUAACAGCAUUAUCCAAUAAACAAACCACAUAGAACAAUCAAUCACACUGUCAAGAGACAGGGAUUCCUAGAUGGCACCGGUGGUUAAGAAUCCACCUGCCAGUGCAGCAGACACAAGAGACAUGGGUCAGUCCCUGGGUUUGGAAGCUCCCCUGGAGGAGGAAAUGGCAACACACUCCAGUAUUCUUGUCUGGCAGGACUGAUAUGGGUGAAAAAACAUUUGUACUCACAUCAAACUCUGCAGAGAACCCAAUGUUAUGGGAGAAUCUUUUGAUAAAGGGUAUCUUUGCUCCUACUCUAAAACUAGGUGUGUGAUUUGGAGCAGGUGUCAUACCUCUUGGUGCCUAGGUUCCUAAUUUACAAAAUGGGAAUAAAUCACCGGAAUACCUGACAGGAUUGCUGUAAGAUUAAAUCCCAUGAUGUAUGGAAGGCACUUAGUACUGUGCUCGGUACUUAGUGGAAGGGAGGAAAUAAACGUUAGUAGCGACUGUUAUUAUCUGUUGUGUGUGUCAUCAGUGAGCAAAGAGUGGUGGACCAGAAGUGUUUAUUGGUCUCUAAUUUGGCAGUUCUUUCUAUGGGUUUGUUUUUUUUUUUUCCCCAACCAAGAUUAUUGUUUAAGAAACAGCUUCCUUAUUUCAUUUCCUUGACUUUCAGCUUUAUAUAAGCACUUCCUUACUUAAGAAUGAUCAUUCUUCUCAGGUGUUUCUGCAUUUGCUAAAGCUGCAUCCCUCCCCUGUUGUUCUUUUUCUGUGGAUUGCUUACCCUCUUAGCCAAUGGACAACUUAGCAUUUGAAAUGCAUGAAGAUGCAAAACGGAAGGUUGUGUCUGAGGGGAAGGUGAACACCUCCAGAAUGGAAAAGACGAAGCAGUGGUCACUGAUGAGCAUUUUCCUGGUGUGUCUUUUGGCUUGCACCAUUACCACGGUGAUCGGAGUCCUGAUUGUCUCCUUGGUUUAUGUCAACAACCCUCAGCCUCAUUCAGAACCCGGAGCCCAAUCUCUGCAAACAGCAGUUCCCAUGGUGCCAAAGGCUGUUGAUCCAAAAUUUCAGUUUCUUAAUCAUUUAUCUAAAUCUAAGGUGUUUGAGUUCCCUGGUGGCGCAAUCCAGUGGGCCCGGUACAGGAACAACGCCAAUGACUACCUCAGCAUUGAAGAGGAGGCCUUUGGAAGCAGCUUGAACAGCCAGAGAUCACAGAUGAGCCUGGGGACCCUGAGAAUAAAAAGCAGUGGCCUCCGGGCCCCUCACUGGCACUUCAAUGCCAACGAACAUGGCUAUCUUGUACAGGGGACGGCAUGGGUAGGGGUGGUUGAUGAUGGUGCUGUCGUUACCACGUACAAUGUUACAGCUGGCCAAGUGAUCUUCUUCCCGAAAAACACAGUGCACUGGAUAAAGAAUGUGGGGAGUGAAGACUGCUUUUUCUUGCUCUUCUUUUCUACACAUGAGGAACUUCAGACCCUGGAUGUUGAUGAUGUAUUUUUUUCUACACCUGAGGAUAUUGCUUCCAGGUCACUUAAGCCUGAAGGUGGAAUUAAUUUCAUCAGAACAUUCCAUAAGCAAGAGGAGGAUCAGGGGGUCAAUCUUCCUCCCAACUUGGCAGAACUGGUUGUCAAUGCUAAUUACUCACAGUCUCCAGAUAACUUUGUGUGGAGGUACUUCUAUGACUUGAAAGACUCAAAAGAACAUCGAUUUCCUGGAGGAAUAAUACAGUUGGCACAAUAUUGGAAAAAUAGAAGUGAACUGAGCCACAAUGAAAAAAUUUUUAGUGAAUUCCUGAAUCAGCAUCAAAAAGCCCUCACUUUGAGUACACUCAGGAUUUAUAACAAUGGAUUACGACAGCCACACUUUCAUUUUAACGCAAAUGAAAUGGGAUACGUAAUAAGUGGAUGUGCAAAGGUGGGCAUUAUCAAUGCUCAGAGUUUCACAGAGUUUAACAUUCACAUUGGAGAUGUGAUAUUUUUCCCCACUGGAACCCAGCAUUACAUUAAGAGCACAUGCGAUGAGGAUUUGCUUCUCAUUCUUGCCUUCAGCACUGGAGACCAGUUGCAAACCCUUGACAUGGAUGAUUAUCUCCAGGCCACCGCAGACCACAUCCUGGCUCAGCUUUUCUUCAAGAAGCAAAGUGAGUUUAAGAAGAUCCCCCAAUUUAAGGAAGACCAGGCAGUCAACCUGCCUUAGAUUUGCUGACGUGUUCAUAUCUAUUUUUAUUUCUUCAUAUGUUAUUACUGUUUUUAAACAAGGUCCACUUGGCUCAUGAACUUGGAGCUCCUUACAGAGUGACAUUGGUCAAGCAGGUGUGAAAGCAGCCCCACGGGCUCAUUUAGCUAAGAUCAUAGGCAACUCGUGCUAAGCGAACAUUUCCGUGUACUCUGCAGCUUAUCUACAGAGGGGCUCUGCUCAAUUAAAUUACUAUUUUUUAAUGGAUUUUAGUAUGCAUGUAUAUAUUUAUUUUGCUUUUGUUGCAUCAGAUUUAUUACUCCAAAUGAAAAUCCAUUCUUUUUUUUGCACAUGAGUGAAACUUAGUGCCAUGCUUGUAUUUUUGCUAUUCAUCACUGUGGAAGGAAGUAUGGAGAUCAGCCUACUUAUGUACAUACAUACGGACGCAGCCAGAAGAAGCCAGGUGCAUCUAACCUUGUCUGGAGAGUUUAGUGUAGAAUCUUAGGUUAUCCACUCUCAAUGCUUUUGUCGACAUGAAGAUACCUUUUAUAAGGCUCAAAAUUUCAAGGACUCACAUGAGUAGUUUACAUAUUGUAUAUUAGCUGAGGAAAUACUUAAUGGCAAACUAAUUAUAAAUUCAAUAUUUUCUUUGAAUGUAUUUGAAUUUUAUUAAUCACAUCACAGACUAUUUACUUUUGAGGAACAGUCAUCUGUAUAUUUGAGAAGCAAGUGUUUCUUUAGUCUAUUGGGUGGGUGUGUAUGUGGAUUUGAAGACUACUUUUCAUCACUUGGAAACUGGUAGGAGCUGGUGGUCUCUAAGUUGGGGGUCAUUGUCUUAAGUAGAAAAGAGUUUGUUCAAAUCUAAUCAGUGCUUGAUUUUUCUUUGUUGUUUUGUCACUAAGUUGUUCUAACUCUUUGCAACCCCAUGGACUGUAGUCUACCAGGUUCAUCUGUCCAAUUUUCCUGGAAAGAUUACUGGAGUGGUUUGCCAUUUCCUCCUGCAGGGGAUCUUCUCAACCCAGGGAUCGAACCUGUGCUCCCUGCAUUGGCAGGCAGAUUCCUUACUACUGAGCCGCCAGGGAAGCCCUGAGUUUUCUUUAUAGUUUAUCUUAAUAGGUAUCUGGUACCUCUGCGUUUUGCUUGGGUACCACUGUCAAUUCUGGGCUAUACUAUAUACAGCUCUAGUCAGUAUUGACACUUGUUAAUGCUUUCAGCCAGCACCCUCUUUCAGUUAUAUUUCCCUGACUCAUAAUGAAAUUUUUAGAUAUUUUAAGGAUGUUGGUUCUUAGCUGAAGAAGGAAUCUGUUUAUAUGUUCCUUUCUCUCUCUCUCUCUAUGUGUGUUUCUCUCUUUAGAUAACUAGCUCUGUUGACCUUAUAGAAGACAGAGAAUCAGGAAUGACCCCCUUUGAUGGGGGAGUAGUCGUCUGCAUAUUAUAUAUGAUCAGGUCAUGAAAGGCCUGUCAUCCCUUGCUACCAAGGUGUAUUUACCUUAUUGCCAUUUUCCAGGAGAGCCAGCUGAGAUUAGAGCUUAGUAGCACAGGGGAUUUUGUGGUGGUAGUCUUGCUUUGAAGAGACUUUGUAGGGAGUUUGUCACCAUCCAGGAGGAGGCGCAUGGUUGAGAAGAUGCAGGGAGGAGCAUAGGACAAUAGGUGUGUGGAAGGUGGAUGUCCAAAGAGAGGGAGAGUAAUCAUAAAAGGAGACGGCGGUGUGUGUGGACAGAGCUUACCUGCAAAUCUUGUUUUACUUUGGGACUUUUUAAAAAUAUACUAUUAACUAGGUGAUAAUCCCUUUUCUUGAAUCAGGAAGUGUAUCUGAUUACUAUGUGGUCAUUUAAUAAAGAUUUUGUGUAUCUGCAUAUUAUUUUGUCAUUUAAUUUUUUCUUCUUUUUUAAAUUUAUUUUUAAUUGAAGGAUAAUUACAAUAUUGUGUUGGUUUCUGCCAUACAUCAGCAUGGAUCAGUCAUAGGUGUACGUAUAUUCCCUUCCUCCUGAGCCUCCCUCCCACCCCAUCCCACAGCUCUAGGUUGUCACACAGCACUGGUUUGAGUUCUGUGAGUCAUACAGCAAAUUCCCACUGUUUUGUCAUUUAAUUUUAAAUGAAGCCUGUUCUUGCAGUUUUAUGAAUUUGGCACAUUACUGGAUUCCUUCUAUGCAUCCUUGAAAUAUGCUAUAUCAUCAUCUAAAGAAAAAAUAUUAUGGUGUUGGAACUCUCUGGGUUUCCUGACUUAGGUUUCCAGCCUACUAUGUAUUUAAAAAAGAAAACUAGUAAAAAUAAAAUUGAAUGAUCUAAUGAAGACAUAUUAA